GUUUUAACCCCGCACUCGCCUGAUCCCCACAAUUCGUUAACGGUUAUCCAUCUCAGAUCUCACACAAGUCCUUUUGCGUUUUCCGCCUCGCGAGAUUAAGCUCAUACCGUUAUUCCAAGCUUCGGUAUGAACACCGAAACAGUGGUCGAGUUUUUAGGAAAUGUUCCGUUGCUCCAGAGACUACCGAGUUCUUCGCUCAAGAGAAUAGCUGAACUCGUGAAUUUUAAGCACUUUGAGAAAGGAGAUUAUGUCGUUCGGGAAGGAGAAGUUGGAGACGGAAUAUAUUUCGUGUGGGAAGGAGAGGCUGAAGUAUCUGGAUCAGUCCAUGCUGAAGAAGAAAAUCGACUUGAGUAUCAGUUGCAGCGAUAUGAUUACUUUGGCCAUGGUAAUCCCACAUCGGUUCAUGUGGCAGAUGUGAUCGCUUUAACUAAGCUGACCUGCCUGUUUCUACCUCAUAAACAUUGCACUUUGCUUUGGUCAAAAUCUAUCUGGAGCAAAGAUAAGACGCCUGAGACCUGUGCACCUGUGGAAAGUAUAUUGCAUCUAGAGCCAAUAGAAUUGAACAUAUUCCAAGGGAUUACUCUGCCAGAUGCACCAAAAUUUGGGAAGGUCUAUGGAGGACAAUUAGUUGGACAGGCACUUGCAGCAGCAUCGAAAACUGUUGAUUGCCUUAAAAUUGUGCAUAGUUUGCAGUCUUAUUAUCUUAAGGCUGGGAAUUUUAAUAUACCAAUAAUAUAUCAAGUUAAUCGUCUACGUGAUGGUAGAAACUUUGCUACCCGUAGAGUAGAUGCUAUACAAAGAGGAAAUAUCAUACUCACAUUAUUAGCUUCUUUUCAGAAAGAAGAAGAAGGGUUUGAUCAUCAAGAAGCAAUGAUGCCAUCGGUGCCAGCUCCAGAUGGGCUUCCGUCGGUGGAUGAUAUAGGAAAAUCAUCUCCCACUGAUUCCCCUCUUCCUUUUAGAAACCGGAAAAAGGUGGGUGUCAAGAAAAUUGUUCCUUGGCCUGUAGAGAUAAAGUUGUGCCCACCUAACACUAAUCCAAACCGGAAGAAAUCUGAUCCAAGUUUGAGGUAUUGGUUUAGAGCUAAAGGGGAACUUUCAGAUGAUCAAGCUUUGCAUAGAUGUGCAGUGGCCUUUGCUUCAGAUAUGAUAGCUACUGGUGUCAGCUUGAAUCCACACCCCCAAAAGGGUUCGCUUAGCUUGAGUCACUCGAUGUGGUUCCACCGGAAUCCUAGGGCCGACGACUGGUUAUUGCUUGUGAUUGCGAGUCCUACAGCCUGCGACAGCCGUUGCUUUCUUUCAGGCCAAAUGUUCAACAGAAAAGGGGAGCUUGUUGUAUCAUUGAAUCAAGAAGUACUGCUUAAGCUGGUUACACCUCCGAACCCAUCAGUCAACUCGAAGCUUUGAACUGCAAGACCAUUUUGUAUCAUCACUUACUCUCUUUUCAAUUAACUAAUUAGUUAAUAUCAUUGCUUUUGAUCCUCUUCCAAGUAUAUACCGGAACAUUGUUACACUAAGUUCCAAUUAUAUCAGAUAUUAAUAGAAGGUUUAGACACGUAUCGAGAUCGGUAGUAGUUGAUGGAUUGUGAAGAGAUUAUAGAAAGUAACAAGUGGUACUGAAUUCGGAGAAUUUCUUUCUAGACUUGCCAAAAAAAAAAAGUCUUUCUUUUCAUCUCUGAGGACAAGGAUACUUAUCGAGUGGUGGUGUACUGAUAUGCAUCAGUUUCAUAUAAAUAAAAAUGAUUCUGAUUUGAGA
Messenger RNA from Hibiscus syriacus, 1753 nucleotides. RefSeq names its product acyl-CoA thioesterase 2-like. The record is from RefSeq and is a predicted model, not a curated record. Bases 127 to 1404 code for a protein of 425 amino acids. Gene Ontology annotation, biological process: fatty acid catabolic process; acyl-CoA metabolic process. Gene Ontology annotation, molecular function: fatty acyl-CoA hydrolase activity. Lineage: Eukaryota; Viridiplantae; Streptophyta; Magnoliopsida; Malvales; Malvaceae. The transcript is spliced from 17 exons.